AUGAGAAGAGCCAAUAUACCCUUAUGGAUCGCUCUUAUUUUAAAAUCACAAGACAAAUGUAAUAUAGUGCCACCAGAUUGGCUAACUGUAGCGUACUUGAAAAGCCGCUAUGAUGAAGAACUUGCUCAACCGCAUCGUUUCAGCUCGUUACCAUGGCAUUGGCUAGAAACGUCUAAAAUCUUACUUGCAAGAGCUUCAGAUGACUUAUCUGACCUGACCUCACAAUUGAAGCUGAUUAUUCAGGAUCUCAGAGAAGUGCGACUUGUGAAAUCAAGGAAAGGUCUUCGAGAGCUUAACGAAUCUAACAUUCAAUUGGAUGGACUAUCCUUACUUGAAAUAAACGAAUUGCGACCAUUUGUAUUAUCUGUGAUGAAUAAACUACGUCAACUACACGAGAGCGUGACGACAACAGCAGCAGAAUCUCGGCGAGAGGAAGGAGCUGACGAGGCUUCUGACGACGAUGAUGACUAUUAG
Messenger RNA from Dujonia railenensis, 474 nucleotides. Lineage: Eukaryota; Fungi; Ascomycota; Pichiomycetes; Serinales; Debaryomycetaceae. The record is from the annotation of a GenBank genome assembly.